AUGUCUUCCAUCUGGACCACGCUCCCGCCAAAUAUCGACACCCUCGACACCCUUCCUCAAGGCGGCGGAUCCUGUGCUGAUUCUUCCCAGUUAAAGGCAUCUGUCACCUUCGACGUGGCCAUGCUCAUUCUCGAGCAGAUCCAGGACAUAACCACCCUCAUCGCGCUGAGCAGCACGAACCAGCAGCUCCGCAACCACGGUUCACUGCUGGCGCUUGCUCUUUGUCCGGGCGCCCUGGUCCUGGCCUCGAAAGCCGCGAUCGCAUCGUUCUUCGCGUUUGUUACCCAUUCGGGGCGCGUCGCCAUCGAUGACUCGCGACGCUUACAGUCUGUGACCGGGCUAGACAUAGCCAUGUCCACCUUCGACCUCGAUACACUGCGAAUGUUGUCCGCGAUGGUUGCGAAGGCCCCGAAGCUCACGGAGCUCACACUACGUCAGCCGGAGGAGGCCCUCAAGAACGUCAGUCUAAGGCACACCCUGAAGCGAAUUACCACCCUCAGGGCCCUCCGCGUCUUCGGAGCAGGCCCUCGCGCACAUGAGCUGUUCUCGGCCAUCCGAUCUCCCCUCGAGGAAGCGACGAUAACUCCCCGACGCGACGUCGUCCGCGACGAGGACGCGGUGGACUUCAGUAAGAUCCUGCGCCGUCACAAGUAUACUCUUGUCCACGUUUCGGCAGCGCGAUCCAUGGCCACGGCCCCAACGACCCCGGCUAAGACUUUCUUCGGAGUACGCAAGCUCCAUGUCCCUCUUUUCGUGCAUGACGCGCACGACGACUUUGUCUGGGCGUUCCCGGAUAUCGUCGAACUCGACGUGGGUAACAGUUCGACGGCUUGGUCUCCCCGGCUGCGCGACAUUCGGAAUGUUAACAAGAUGGCGACGAAGUGGGCUCGCGAAGAACACGACGCUUGGUGGCGUCUCGAGGUUGCUCGCGGUGACCUCUUCAGCCUUUACAUGAUGGGAAAUACCUGUGUGGCGAACGCCUUGGAACUUGUCGGCGUGGUACAUGACCGCAGCGGCUGCCUGGCGUCGGUGAUCAAGGAUCAUGUUCCUCGCGUUCUGCGACUGUCCAUUUCACCUUUCCUAAACGUGGACGCGUUACGUGGGCGACGGGAAGCUUUAACAAGCGUCAGCUAUCUCGCCCUUAGGAUCGUGUUGGAAAGCGACAUUGAAGAUGCGUGCGGGCCUGUGGUGUGUUCUUCUGUACAUUUCGCGCAAGCCUUCGAAAACUGCAAAGCGAUUUAUGUCGACGUCGCUGGGGGAAAGGAGGAGGCAGCUCGGCUUGAGGUCGAGCACGCGCUGCUGGCAGCAUGUCUCUUCAACGGCCGUGUGAAGGAUGUGUGUAUCCGAACGCCCUCCUGCGCUACCUUCUGGCGCUUUGGUUUGACCCCUGGGGGCGUACGAGUUCACGGGGUUUCAUUUGAUGAUGGGAAGCGAUUUUUCGAGAACCUAGGUCUCUUCUCGCCUGAAUACCCCCUGUAG
This is a messenger RNA of Dichomitus squalens LYAD-421 SS1, 1479 nucleotides long. RefSeq lists its product as uncharacterized. The transcript is spliced from 4 exons. Lineage: Eukaryota; Fungi; Basidiomycota; Agaricomycetes; Polyporales; Polyporaceae. The record is from RefSeq and is a predicted model, not a curated record. Bases 1 to 1479 code for a protein of 492 amino acids.